AUCCGGUGCAGAGGCAAUCGUCGUGAACGAGCUUUGUUGUUGUUUACGUGCUCGAGUUUUGUAAACGAAAACAUGGAAUCGGCGCCGCGCGAACUGUCCUUAGCUGAAAUUCGCAGUUUUAUGUUGAAAAACAACUGCAAAGUGACCAACCACGCGCUGGUAAAGCAUUUCCGUCUAUUUUUGACCAAUAAAGAAACGCAAGAAGAGUCACGAAAGUUGUUCAAGAGUUAUGUGAACAUUUUGGCUUCAAUCAAAAAUGAAGGCGAAGAAAAAUAUCUGAUUUUGCGAAAAAAGUACGUCACCGAAUGUCCAACCGAUGACUUAUCUUUGAAUGUUAGUUCGCGCUCAUUCGCAGCACCUCUGUCGGACAAUGAGAGCUCUCCUUUCAAGCAGCCACCGCCAUAUCGUCCCCCACCGGAGGUUCCAGAUCAAUGCAGCCCCCGUGGAAGUGUCGCCUUAUCGCGUAAAAAUAGUUCCGAUACCGGCCCAAGUGGAUCCGAGUUUAGCUUUGGUAGUGAAGUGAUGAGUGUUGAAUCACGCAAGAUUGGUUCAGUGCUAGUGCGCAGUGCAAGUAAUGAUUCACCGAAAUCUGGUGAAUUAUCAAGAAAUUCGAGUUUGAAUGAGCAGAAUGAGGCACCUCCUGCCAUACCUCCACGGAAGAGAGUUAGUGUUGACCAGUCUUACUCUCGUCAAGUGUCGAUUGAGGAAAAAAUCCCUGAAGCGGUAAAAAACGUUCCUGUUGGUUCAAUCGAUAUGGAACGUGAUUAUGACAAAGAAAAUGUGCUUAGUGCAGUUAUGGACAAAAAUACAAGUGAAUUUACAGACAAGACCGAGCCGCAGGAGGAAAAUAAAUUAAGUGUUAAGGAAAAAAUGUUAAAAUUCAAUCGGUUUGCCUCAGAAGAAGAAGCCAAAAUUCCAUCGCCGAUUGGAAAGAAAAAGCCAGAAAAGGGCCUCGAUGACACUAUUUCUACAGAAAACUUGCCACAACAUCCGAAAGCCAAAGAGUGGCUGAUUGCAGCAGCUAACGCAAACUACCAUGAGUUGGCUAAGCUCUCUACGGACCAUCCGAAUCUGGUCAAGCUGCAGAUAUCGACACCAUAGUAGUAGGACCAUACCUCGCCAUGUGCUGCUCAGUUCAGAGGUUUAAUUACGUCAAAUUAAGUGCAAUACCAGCAGAAAAAGCACACAGCACUACAACGAAGAGGAGGAGAUCUGUGUGCGAAUAAAACGAUGCCAAGUAAUCGUUAAGCAGCAGCAGAAAAUUGCGGGAGAGGCUGGAAUCCAUUCAUGGCGGUAACGUGAUCUGUUCUGCGAGACAGUAGAAGGGAAAAAAUGUCAUUGGUCGUAGAGUGAGAGUUCAAGAAAAAUCUGAUCACACACUGGCAUAAAAACAAGAUUGGUUAAUAUGUUUAGCAAAUGUAAAAAGAACAAAAUCCUCCCACUUUUUGUGGAAAUAUUUUCCUUCAUUAUUAUUUUCUUUCUUACUUAAUUAAAUCAGAGCAGUGGUGUUAGUCGUGUUUAUC
Molecule: messenger RNA, 1523 nt
Organism: Toxorhynchites rutilus septentrionalis
Lineage: Eukaryota; Metazoa; Arthropoda; Insecta; Diptera; Culicidae
Exons: 5
Coding region: 73-1101 (342 amino acids)
Source: RefSeq, a predicted model, not a curated record